Messenger RNA from Chaetomium globosum CBS 148.51, 1113 nucleotides. RefSeq lists its product as uncharacterized. Gene Ontology annotation, molecular function: glycerophosphodiester phosphodiesterase activity. The coding region runs from base 1 to 1113 and encodes 370 amino acids. The transcript is spliced from 2 exons. Gene Ontology annotation, biological process: lipid metabolic process. The record is from RefSeq and is a predicted model, not a curated record. NCBI's taxonomy places the organism in Eukaryota, Fungi, Ascomycota, Sordariomycetes, Sordariales, Chaetomiaceae.
AUGGACGAUGGCCCGUUGAAGCAGAAGCUUGCUUCGUGCUCCGAAAAGGAGAUGAAGCGAAGCGACUGGAGCAUUUCACACCGCGGUGGCGGCACGCUGCAGUUCCCCGAGCAUACACACGGGUCCCUCAUGGCAGGGACGAGAAUGGGGGCCGGUAUUCAAGAAUGCGAUGUCACAUUCACCAAGGACAAGAAGCUUGUGUGCCGCCACGCCCAGUGCGACCUCCACACCACCACCAACGUGGUCUCCAUCCCGGAACUCAAUGCCAAGUGCACGGUUCCCUUCAAGCCGGCGGCGAACGGCGCCGCUGCUACCGCUAAGUGCUGCACUUCGGAUUUCACCCUCGAGGAAAUUGAGACUCUGUGUGCCAAGAUGGACGCCUCCAACAGCGCUGCCACCACACCGGCCGAGUUCCUCGGCGGCACGCCUGGGUAUCGGACUGAUCUGUACGCCAAGACUUGCAGCCGUGUGCUCAGCUUCCGCGACUAUGUCGAGCUUGUUGACGGCCUGGGACUCAAGUUCACCGCUGAGCUCAAGACCCCUGAGGUUCCCAUGCCUUUCCCAGCCGGCAGCGACUACACCCAGGCCAAGUUCGCCCAGCAGCUGAUCGACGAGUUCAAGGCCGCCAACAUCAAGCCGGAGCGCGUGUGGCUGCAGUCCUUCCUGUACGACGACCUCCUCUACUGGAUCAAGGCGGAACCAAAGUGGGCCAAGCAGGCCGUCCUGCUCGACGAGAGCGCCGACGCGGCCAUGACCAUGCCCGAGGCGGUGGCCAACCUCAAGAAGUACGCCAAGGCGGGCGUUAAGAUUAUCGCGCCCCCGCUACCGUACCUCGUUGCGGUUGAGAAGGGCACCAUCGUUCCGAGCGAGUAUGCCCGCGAGGCCAAGAAGGUCGGCCUCAAGAUUAUUACCUGGAGCCUGGAGCGCAGCGGCUGGCUGGGUGAUGGUUCGGGAGGUGGAUACUACUACAGCAGCAUUGCAAACGUUACCAACAACGAGGGCGACGUGUACAACCUGCUGCACGUGCUGGCGCAGGAUGUGGGCGUGGUUGGCGUCUUCUCGGAUUGGAGCGCCACCGUCACUUAUUAUGCCAACUGCUUUGGCCUCUUUUGA